GAAAAGAAGUAGAAAGUAGAAAGUAGAAACCUGGAAUGGCUCACUCUUAACCAUUUACAGUAAUAAUAAAUGUGGGUAAACAAAAAUCACUUUCUCACACUUCGCAUGUCUUCCUUCCUCAAACCUCUUCUCUUCCAACACAGAUUCGAUUCCUCUCACGUAACAACCGCCAUUCUCUUCGUUGCUUCCCAAUCUCCUAAAUAAACAACGUUAAAAAAACUAAGUAAAAAAAAAAAAGAAAACACAACACACCAAUGUCCAACACAACGCAGCAACAGCAACAGCAACCACCCAGUUUCGAAUCCAAACGACUCGAUCCAGCCUCCAACGUCGCCGCCGCCGCCGCUUCCCGCCCCGGCCACCGGAGAUCGGUCUCCGCCGGAGCUCCGUUAAUCUACUCCGGCGGCGCCACCUUGCUCCCGAGCGGCAACAUUUGCCCGUCCGGGAAGAUCCUCAAACCGGUUCUGCCCUCGCGGGGACCGAACCGGACCGACGUGCUGGGCUCCGGCACCGUAAACUACGGCCGCGGCAGCAUAAUGCGCGGCGGAGGCGGCAAUCCGGUGGCCGCGGGCGCAUCGCCGCUUACGGUGAGGCGCGCGCUGAGCGGCUCCGAUCCCGAGGAGGCGCGGAGAUUGGGGAACGAGCUGUACAGAAGCGGCAGCUUCGCGGAGGCGCUGGCGCUGUACGAUCGCGCCGUCGCCAUCUCGCCGGGGAACGCCGCGUGCCAGAGCAACCGCGCGGCGGCGCUCACGGCUGUCGGGAGACUCGGCGAGGCCGCGAGGGAGUGCCUUGAGGCUGUGAAGUUGGAGCCUGCUUUUGCCAGAGCGCAUAAGAGACUUGCUUCACUUUAUCUUAGGUUUGGACAGGUUGAAAAUUCGCGGCGGCACUUGUGUCUCUCUGGGAUUCAAGAGGAUCAAUCUGAGGAGCAGAAGCUGUUGUUGUUGGAGAAGCAUUUGAACCGCUGUGCUGAUGCAAGAAAAUUUGGUGAUUGGAAGAGGGCGCUUAGGGAAUCAGAAUCAUCCAUUUCUGUUGGAUCAUAUUGUUCUCCUCAGAUUGUUGCUUGCAAGGCCGAAGCUUAUUUAAAACUGCAUCAACUUGAGGAUGCUGAAUCCAGUCUCUUGAACAUUCCGAAGUUGGAAGGCUGUCCUCCAGCAUGUUCUCAAACCAAGUUCUUUGGUAUGGUCGGUGAAGCCUAUGUUCCUUUUGUGUCCGCGCAGGUUGAGAUGGCCAUGGGAAGGUUUGAGAAUGCUGUUGCGGUGGCAGAAAAGGCUAGCCUGUUGGAUUAUAGUAACAUUGAAAUUAGUAGGAUUGUAAAUGUUGUGAAAAUGGUGGCAAGAACUCGUUUGAGAGGCAAUGAUCUUUUCAGUUCUGGCAAGUUUUCUGAAGCUUGUUCUGCUUAUGGAGAGGGCCUCAAGUAUGACAACUCCAAUUAUAUUCUAUAUUGCAAUAGGGCUAUUUGUUGGUCUAAACUUGGCCUGUGGGAACAAUCUGUUCAAGACUGCAACCAAGCCCUUAGCAUUCAACCAAAUUACACCAAGGCCCUUUUCCGCAGGGCUGCGUCAAAUGCAAAGCUUGAAAGAUGGGCAGAAGUUGUUAAAGAUUACCAGGUCUUAAAGCACGAACUCCCUAAUAACAAUGAAGUUGCUGAGUCUCUUCGUCAGGCUCAACUUGCAUUGGAAAAAUCUCGGCUAGUGGUAUAUGGUACUAAGUUUGGAGUUGAAGUUGAAGAAAUCUCUGCAUUAGAUAAAUUUAAAGCCGCGAUUGCUUCCGCUGGUGUUUCGGUAGUUUAUUUCAAAGAGGCAUCAAACGAACUAUGUGAGGAAUUAUCUCCAUUCAUAAAUACGUUGUGUGUUAGAUACCCCUCUGUUAAAUUUAUCAAGGUGGACGUGGAGGAGUGUCUAGUAAUAGCAAAAGCUGAAAGCAUAAGAAGUGUUCCAACUUUCAAAAUUUAUAAAAAAGGAGAGAAGGUGAAGGAGAUGAUCCGGCCAAACCAUCAAUUAUUAGAGGACUCAGUAAGGAAAAGUAGUAGUGUCUAGAUACUAGAAUUCAUCAUACUCAUUUAUUUGCAUUCACAUGCAACUAAAAAUCAUAGCAAUAUUGAAGAAGGUGCUCCAAGAAUGCACCAAGCCCUGUUUAGUUAAAUUAGGAAUUUCAGAUUUGCCUGUGAUACACACACAUGGAUACCAAAUUUCCGCCGUGGUUUUAGGCAGGAAAACCUCAGAGAUAGGUUUUAGAUAGCAUUUUGAAAGCAUAUAUGUAUAUCUUUUGGCCCAGCAUCUAAUGUGCUUGCUAUUUCCUUCUAUAUAUCAAGCCCUAAAGUGUUGUA
Cajanus cajan (pigeon pea) is the source of this 2326-nucleotide messenger RNA. RefSeq names its product inactive TPR repeat-containing thioredoxin TTL3. Gene Ontology annotation, molecular function: protein binding. Lineage: Eukaryota; Viridiplantae; Streptophyta; Magnoliopsida; Fabales; Fabaceae. Gene Ontology annotation, cellular component: cytoplasm. The record is from RefSeq and is a predicted model, not a curated record.